Molecule: messenger RNA, 1879 nt
Organism: Dalotia coriaria
Lineage: Eukaryota; Metazoa; Arthropoda; Insecta; Coleoptera; Staphylinidae
Exons: 2
Coding region: 155-1783 (542 amino acids)
Molecular function (GO): RNA binding
Source: RefSeq, a predicted model, not a curated record
AAAUCGAGUUCAGGCUCUACAUAACCUGCUAACUAACCUCGCAGCAAUCUUGUUUGAAUGAAGAAAACACACCGAACCCACGUGUUUGUCGAUUGUCGUUACAUUUCUGUUUCCUCGUGUUUUCCAAUCUCGAAAUAAAGUUACAACUCACAAUAUGGAAGAAUAUAAACUCGGUGCACUGGGCGACCUGAUUUCCGGAGGAAAAUCACCUGGCAAGGGACUUGGAAACAAAAAGUCGCCUAACAAACGUGCAGCAGGCACCCCAAAUGGCAAGGCUGGACCUAUUGCCAAUGCAACACCAAAUGCUAAACGCACACCGAUGAAACGCAAAAGCAACGUGGGUCAAAACCAAAGCCCCAAGAAAGUGAAACAACUUACUACAGAAGAGGAUGAUGAAGAUGAUGAAGCUGAGGAAAAUCAAAAUAAUUCAAUAGAAUUUAAUCCUGAAAAUGAUGCAGCAGAGGAUUCUGAUGAGGAUGAAGAUGUUGAUGAAGAGGAAGAUAUGGAUCAAGAUGAAGCUGAAUCAGAUGAAAAAGAUGGUGAGGACAACUUGAAUGAAGAAGAUGAUGAUGAUGACAAUGACUCUGAUGAAGAAGAGGAAGAUGAUGAUGAUGAACCUGAAGAACAGUCAAGUAAACCCACAAAUGAGAAAAAAGGAGAUGCAUCUAAGCUUAGAGAACUCUUCACAGAUAGAACAAUUUUUGUUGGCAAUAUUAAAAUUGGUUUACAAAAGAAACUGGUUAUAAAGCAUUUCAAAAAGUAUGGAGUUGUUGAAUCUGUCAGAUUCAGAUCAGUUGCUGUUGAGAAUCCCAUGCUUGGCAAAAAACUAUCCAUUCAGAAGAACAAGUUACAUGCUCAAAGGACCACCUGCAAUGCAUAUGUUAGAUUUGCAAAUGUUGAAAGUGCUCAGAAAGCAGUUGAGGGAGAAAAUGGGAAAGAAUUUUAUGGAUUACACAUGAGAGUUACAAUGUCUUGUACAAAGUCUCUUUCCUAUGAUAACAAGAAAACCUUGUUUGUUGGAAACUUAUCAUUUAAGGCCGAAGAAGAAGCCCUGUGGACUGCGUUUGCUUCAUGCGGCGAAAUUGAAUCAGUGCGCAUCGUUCGUGAUAAACGCACGAAUGUAUCCAGGGGUUUCGGCUACGUUAACUUCAAAUCACCCGACUCCGUUCAACUAGCUAUGGAAAUGGGAGAUGUAGUUAUAUUCAAUCGUACUGCGCGUUUGUCCACCAGCGAGUUUGUUCAAAAAGUAAAAACUCUCGACCCGGCUAAUGAUUGCUGCGUAUUCAUCGCUGGUUUCAGCGCAGGUACACCAAAAGGCGCCGUUAUAUCCGCGUUCCAAAAAAUUGGGCCUGUCGCAAAAGUACGUUUAGUCAAAGAUAAGUUCACACACAAAAACACUGGCUGCGGUUUUGUUACAUUCAAAAACACUGAAGCGGCGCAGAGCGCGUUACAGAAAGAAAUAACGAUCAACAACCAGCUAGUACAAGUACAAGUUCCGAGGACUACAUUAAAAGGCGCGAGGAAAGCUAGAACUGAAUAUGAUGCGAGUCCGAAAAAGUUCCCCGCGUAUAAGGGAAUGCUACAUUUACGUGGGCCGAAACCGAAAGGUAGAGUUGGUAAACCGUUGAAAAAGAACGAGAAGCGAAAGAGUACUGGUGGAUCUCCACCGAAAUCCUUCCAAGGAUCGCAGGGGAAGACCAAGGGAGAAAAUGAUAAAGGAAAAGUCAAUCGCGGACAGUUGAUGAAGAAAAAGAUGGCGAAAAAAGUAGCACCUAGGGCGUAAUGCAUUUUUUGUGUUAUAAUAUGUUUCUUUUAACUAUUUUGUUCCACAACAUACAUUUAAACUGACUUAUAUAAUUAUACCUAAUCGCUGAAAUCA